UGAAGAAUUUGGUGUUUAAAGCAUUAAGAUAAUAGCCUUCAGUUGUUCAUGGAGUUUUUCAUCAGUAUGUCUGAAACCAUUAAAUACAAUGACGAUGAUCAUAAAACUCUAUUUCUGAAAACACUAAACGAACAACGUCUGGAAGGAGAGUUUUGUGAUAUUGCUAUCGUGGUUGAAGAUGUGAAAUUCAGAGCACAUAGAUGUGUCCUUGCUGCCUGCAGCACCUACUUCAAAAAGCUCUUCAAGAAGCUCGAGGUUGAUAGCUCUUCAGUAAUAGAAAUAGAUUUUCUUCGUUCUGAUAUAUUUGAAGAGGUCCUGAACUACAUGUACACAGCAAAGAUUUCCGUCAAAAAAGAAGAUGUCAACUUAAUGAUGUCAUCGGGUCAGAUUCUUGGCAUCCGAUUUUUGGAUAAACUUUGUUCUCAAAAGCGUGAUGUAUCUAGUCCUGACGAAAAUAAUGGUCAAUCCAAAAGUAAGUAUUGCCUCAAAAUAAACCGCCCCAUGGGUGAUGCCGGUGACACUCAGGAUGAUGAUGUGGAGGAAAUUGGAGAUCAGGAUGACAGUCCUUCUGACGGCACAGUAGAAGGCACCCCCCCGAGCCAGGAGGAUGGCAAGUCACCCACAACUACGCUCAGGGUUCAGGAAGCUAUUUUGAAAGAGCUGGGGAGUGAGGAAGUUCGAAAAGUAAAUUGCUACGGUCAGGAAGUAGAAUCCAUGGAGACCCCAGAAUCAAAAGAUUUAGGGUCCCAGACCCCUCAAGCCUUAACUUUUAAUGAUGGGAUGAGUGAAGUGAAAGAUGAACAGACCCCGGGCUGGACAACAGCUGCCAGUGACAUGAAGUUUGAGUAUUUGCUUUAUGGACACCACCGUGAGCAGAUUGCCUGCCAAGCCUGUGGCAAGACGUUUUCUGAUGAAGGCAGAUUGAGGAAGCAUGAAAAACUCCACACAGCAGAUAGGCCAUUUGUUUGUGAAAUGUGCACAAAAGGUUUCACCACGCAGGCCCACCUGAAAGAACACUUAAAAAUCCACACAGGAUAUAAGCCCUACAGUUGCGAAGUAUGCGGAAAAUCAUUUAUUCGCGCCCCAGACCUAAAGAAGCAUGAGCGAGUCCACAGUAACGAAAGACCUUUUGCAUGCCACAUGUGUGACAAAGCCUUCAAACACAAGUCCCACCUCAAGGAUCAUGAGAGGAGACACAGAGGUGAAAAGCCUUUUGUUUGUGGUUCCUGCACCAAGGCCUUUGCCAAGGCCUCUGAUCUGAAAAGGCACGAGAACAAUAUGCACAGUGAAAGGAAGCAAGUUACCCCCAGUGCCAUCCAGAGUGAGACAGAACAGUUGCAGGCGGCAGCAAUGGCUGCCGAAGCUGAGCAGCAGCUGGAAACAAUAGCCUGUAGCUAGAGGUGAUGGAACAGGAGCUCUCUGCCUGGGAGGAGGAGACUGAGAGGACAUGGAGCCUAAUCAAUGAAUGCUAGUCCCUUUCUUUUUGUGAAAACUUAUGGGGCAUUGUACUCACUGGAGUCAAGGCAGUGCUUGGCUAGGUAUUUUUAAAACUUUUCCAGGAAAUACGUUCCUAGGUUCUGACCAAACCAUUUCACUGUCCAGCCUGGUGUCUAGUAUUAAUGUUGCCAGUAAGUCCCAUCCUUUCCUACCCACCUUUUUUUGUGAUUUUGAACUCCAGUGUCUCAUUUAGAACUUAGAGACUUCUAUUCCACUUUUAACUACUCUCUUGCUGCACUGGUAAGUGUGCUGUACAGAAUCAUAAUUGAGUAAAUUGAUUUCUUAAUCAUCACACCAAUAUGUGACUUAUGGUCAAAACAGCAAUUUUAAUAACAAAAAUACUU
Orycteropus afer afer is the source of this 1841-nucleotide messenger RNA. Lineage: Eukaryota; Metazoa; Chordata; Mammalia; Tubulidentata; Orycteropodidae. The record is from RefSeq and is a predicted model, not a curated record.